AUGGCGACGGGCGCUUACCCGCUGGACGAGCUCGGCGGAGGCUUCGAAGAUGCUUCGGACGAUGGGGUGGACUUCCCCCUUCCUGAAGGUGUGCAGAAAGAGAUCUUGAGCGAAGCUCCCACCUCCGAGUGGGCCAAGCCUCGCAGGGGCGAUGAGGUCACGGUGCAUUACACAGGGACGCUGGAGUCUGGGGAAGAGUUCGACUCCACCCGGGACAAAGAGCCCUACACCUUCAUCCUAGGAGAAGAGGAAAAAGCAGUGAGAGCCUGGCAGUUCGGGAUCCCAACAAUGAGGAAAGGAGAAGUCGCCAAGUUUAAGGUGGCACCGGAGUUUGCUUACGGUUCCGAUGGCGCAGAGAAGGUGCCCCCGAACUCUACUGUGACCUAUGAGAUCGAACUGGUCAAAUGGAUGCCGCGGGUCGACUUGUUUUCAGAUGGAACGAUCAUCAAGACGGUGGUCCUGGAGGGAUCUGGCUGGAAGAUGCCGAGGAUGAGGGAUGAAGUCUUCAUCUCUCUGAAAGUGGAGAAAACCGAUGGGACAACUGUUUACGAAGAGAAGUCUCUCGAGUAUGUCCUUGGCUCUGACCUCCUUGGACCUUGGUCCAAAGCCGUCGACCGCUCUCUCGUUUCCAUGAAGAGGGACGAGAUCGUCACGCUGCACUUCGCGAAGACUUUCGACUGCGGUGCAGAUCCUGAGGAGUUGACUGGCACGCUCACCCUGCAUCAAAUCUACGAGACCAAGGAUAUUUCCUACAAGAAGGAGAAGACUCUACUGAAGAAGCAAGUGGUCGAAGGGCAGGGCUAUGAGAUGUGCAAGGAUGGCAGCAGUGUGAAGCUUCGUGUGGAGGAGGCCAUGGACUCCUCGAGGACGGCCAUUCCAUCUUUCCAGCCGCAGGUUUUAGAGUUCGUGGCUGGUGAAGGCGAAGUUGCUGACGCAUUGGAGCUUUGCGUUGCAGACAUGAAGAAGGAAGAGAAG
Symbiodinium necroappetens is the source of this 975-nucleotide messenger RNA. The record is from the annotation of a GenBank genome assembly. NCBI's taxonomy places the organism in Eukaryota, Dinophyceae, Suessiales, Symbiodiniaceae.